UCGUGUGAAUUUGAAGAGGCCUCCGUCGGUUCUUUGGGUUUUACCCCUCGGAUCGGUCCCGCUCACUGCUGGGAGGAAGAGAGUUCAAAUGGUGGAAAGAUUCUUUUCCAUUCCCCAAAUUGAACAGCAGCAGCAGCAGCAACCCCAAAUUUUGCUUCUUUCGGGCCCUCCUUCCUCCGGGAAAUCCUCUUUGCUUUUUCAGUUUGCAUAUAAUUCCGCCUUCAGCACCACCUCCUCUUCUGCCGUAUUCCUAUGCAACCGUCGCAAGUUAGACACCUGUCCACCAUUUCUCUCUCAGGGCAUUGAUCCGUCUUCUGAAGUUUUCCAACGUAUCCAAAUAAAGUAUGUGGAUGAUGACGAGGGAAUCAAGAACUACUUUGCUGCAUUUCACUUGCAGCAUCCUACUUUUCCUCUUUCAGUCAUCAUUGAUGAUUUUGCUGAUUUCUUUGACGAAAGAAAUUGCCAAGACAAGUACACUAGUCCCCGCGGAAGAGACUUGGCUAUGAUUCGAGUGUUGGCUCUAUGUCAAAACGCCAUUUCACGUGCCAAUGAAGCAGGUCCAUGUAUGCUAUUGCUCUCUGACACACACCAUGGUGACUCCCCAAGAUUGCUCUAUAUAUACAAGAGAUGGGUCUCUUCUAUUUACACAAUUAAAGGUGAUGGCUUUGGAUCAUUUCUUCUUAGGACUAGCUACCAAUCAGGAAUUGCCAAAUCAGCUGGAAAUAGAAUCGCCAAGUACUCCAUAGCUCUACAGUAUUUGGUUUUGGAAGGUAUUGCUGAAGAUGAAGGACAGUAAGUGUACCCCUGAAUUAUUAGGUUCGCUUGGAUGUAUGUUGGUACUAGCACAGAUCUAUGGACAGGCUGGGCGGAGACUAUUACAAGUGUUGUGACUUGAGAUGUAUGGCAUUUUAACGUUGCAUUCUACAAGUGUUGGUGGAACACAUUUGAUACUGGAAUAGCAUUUCUUGAGAAUUACAAGUGUUGUGACUUGAAAGGUGUAUAAAUACUUCUGUUGGUGAUACUGAAAAUUGGAGAGAGCUUGAAGAAAUAACUUUGCAUAAUCAAUUGUUCAUCAAGUUCUGUUGUCCCA
Messenger RNA from Coffea eugenioides, 1090 nucleotides. RefSeq lists its product as uncharacterized. The record is from RefSeq and is a predicted model, not a curated record. Gene Ontology annotation, molecular function: single-stranded DNA binding. Gene Ontology annotation, biological process: double-strand break repair via homologous recombination. The transcript has 8 exons. The coding region runs from base 89 to 796 and encodes 235 amino acids. NCBI's taxonomy places the organism in Eukaryota, Viridiplantae, Streptophyta, Magnoliopsida, Gentianales, Rubiaceae. Gene Ontology annotation, cellular component: Shu complex.